Cydia fagiglandana is the source of this 1349-nucleotide messenger RNA. RefSeq names its product peptidoglycan-recognition protein LB-like. Gene Ontology annotation, molecular function: N-acetylmuramoyl-L-alanine amidase activity; zinc ion binding. The transcript has 5 exons. Gene Ontology annotation, biological process: peptidoglycan catabolic process. The record is from RefSeq and is a predicted model, not a curated record. Bases 119 to 910 code for a protein of 263 amino acids. Lineage: Eukaryota; Metazoa; Arthropoda; Insecta; Lepidoptera; Tortricidae.
CACCACGCUGCUAGCUCAAAUUGUGAGUACAGUUGUCCAAAUUCUUUAGUCUCAAUUUAUCAAGAUAUUGGACAAGUGUGUAAUACGGAUACCUGUGAUCAGUUGUUGAUUAAAGUAUAUGCCAGAUGCGUACGACAGUGAUUGUGAAGAAUCGCAUCCUGUGAAAACUGUAAAGGAGUCGAAUAGAAUGAGAAUUGUAAUUGCGCUUUUAUUGAUUGGAUUAGUUGGACUGGCUGUGGCCAUUCCAACUGUGAUGUUAACUCGAAUGUCGUCUAGUUCCGACCCAGCAGAAAACGAGGUACCCACCUACGACUUCCCAUAUGUGAGUAGAUCAGAAUGGGGGGCAAGGACGCCGGUACAAACGCUGAAACUACGCACGCCCGUGCCCUACGUGGUCAUCCACCACUCAUAUACCCCGCCAGCUUGCUACAAUAGAGAUGAUUGUAUAAAGGCUAUGAAGAGCAUGCAGAAUUUCCAUAUCGAUGAACGACAUUGGUGGGAUAUUGGAUAUCAUUUUGGAGUGGGCAGCGAUGGAGUGGCGUAUGAAGGCAGAGGAUGGUCCAUUCUUGGAGCGCAUGCGCUGCAUUUCAACAAUGUGAGCAUUGGUAUCUGCGUCAUCGGCGAUUGGACAAAGUCCACCCCGCCAGCAGAGCAGGUCAAAACCGUGAAAUCAUUAAUAGCAGCGGGCGUCGAUCUCGGCUACAUCCAACCUAACUACAAGCUGGUUGGACAUCGACAGGUCAGAGAUACCGAGUGCCCGGGGCAAACCUUCUUCGAAGCUAUCAAGAGCUGGGACCACUGGUCGGCUUUCCCUGCAUCGCACGUGGACCUUGUCAACGUGCCUGAGCUUAGCGAGGAUUUUAGAAAGGAAUAUAAUAAAACACUUAACACAGUUUCAGGAAAACUUUAGUAAUAACUAGUCCCACCAUAUAGACAGCCGGAAAAACCACUUAAAAACCAGUUUUAAUUUGGAAAAUACGGUAAAUAAAUAAAGGAGCUUUCUAGUGGGUCAGAAUAGCAAAAUAGAUUUAAGUAGUUAAAAUAUAAUUUAAAAAAUAUGUAAAGACUGGCACUCUGUUUAUUGACACGUUAAGUGUCUAAUCACUAUAGUUACUGAAAAACGUGUUUUUGCCAUUCAUUAUAUGGUACUGCAUUAUAAUUUGGCAAUAUAGUUUUAUUUAUUGAUAUUUAAUGUAGGUGAUUAUAAUGUCAUCUGUUUUGAUCUGAUUUCGUAUUUCCGAUAAGUUAAUCUUAUACUGUAUCGAAGUAAGUAUUCAAUGAGUCUUGAAAUGUAUUUUUGAUAAGGUCUUAUAGCUCGUAAUAAAUUAAUUCAAUUGUACAUAUCUAGA